Neopsephotus bourkii (Bourke's parrot) is the source of this 534-nucleotide messenger RNA. It is a transcript of the gene NHP2, whose product is annotated as NHP2 ribonucleoprotein. Gene Ontology annotation, biological process: rRNA pseudouridine synthesis; snRNA pseudouridine synthesis. The record is from RefSeq and is a predicted model, not a curated record. Lineage: Eukaryota; Metazoa; Chordata; Aves; Psittaciformes; Psittacidae. Bases 9 to 461 code for a protein of 150 amino acids. Gene Ontology annotation, molecular function: box H/ACA snoRNA binding. The transcript has 4 exons. Gene Ontology annotation, cellular component: box H/ACA snoRNP complex; nucleolus.
GCGCGGCAAUGGCGCGGGAGAAGGAGGCGGAGGGGGCGACGGAGGCCGAGGGGACGCCCGAGCUCUCGUAUCGGGAGCAGCUCGACUUCCUGAACCCCAUCGCACGGCCGCUCGCCUCCCGCAAGCUGACGCGCAAGCUCUACAAGUGUAUCAGGAAAGCGGCCAAGCACAAGCAAAUCCGUCGCGGUGUAAAGGAGGUCCAGAAGUUCAUCAACAAGGGGGAGAAGGGGAUCACGGUGCUGGCCGGCGACACGCAGCCUAUCGAUGUGUACUGCCACAUUCCCAUCAUGUGCGAGGACAGGAGCCUCCCCUAUGCAUACGUCCCCUCCAAGUCGGACCUGGGGGCCGCAGCUGGCUCAAAGCGCCCGACCUGCGUGAUCAUGAUCAAGCCACAUGAGGAGUACCAGGAGACCUAUGAUGAGUGCCUGCAGGAGGUGGAGGGGCUUCCCCUCCCACUGUGAAGAGCCGGGGUGCGUUGUGCAGCUCCGAACCCCCCCUUUUUUUGGGGAGGCGGCUGCGGGAGUUGGGGGGGGG